Cololabis saira (Pacific saury) is the source of this 3019-nucleotide messenger RNA. Its product is annotated as S-adenosylmethionine synthase-like. The record is from RefSeq and is a predicted model, not a curated record. Gene Ontology annotation, cellular component: cytosol. Bases 144 to 1331 code for a protein of 395 amino acids. Gene Ontology annotation, biological process: S-adenosylmethionine biosynthetic process. The transcript has 9 exons. Lineage: Eukaryota; Metazoa; Chordata; Actinopteri; Beloniformes; Belonidae. Gene Ontology annotation, molecular function: methionine adenosyltransferase activity; ATP binding.
GGGACUGAGAUUUAACUCCACACAACCUGCCUGCCUCUCUCACACUGUUGGAAUAAAAAGCACAAGAACUCAUCUUGCGCCACAACAGCUUCUUCGCUCCUGAGUCCAUCACUCCAGUUUUCUCUGCUCAGCUUUACAGAAAGAUGAAUGGCACAACAGAUGGGAACUACGAGCACGCUCCUAAUGACGGCUCCUUCAUGUUUACCUCAGAGUCCGUGGGAGAGGGACAUCCUGAUAAGAUAUGUGACCAGAUCAGUGAUGCCGUGCUCGAUGCCCACCUGAAGCAAGACCCUGAUGCUAAGGUGGCUUGUGAGACGGUGUGCAAGACGGGCAUGGUGCUGCUCUGUGGAGAGAUCACGUCACGCGCAUGCAUAGACUACCAGGGGGUGGUGAGAGACGUCAUCAAACAAAUCGGUUAUGACAACUCAGAGAAAGGCUUUGACUACAAGACUUGCAACGUGCUGGUGGCCUUGGAGCAGCAGUCUCCCGACAUCGCCCAGGGAGUUCAUAUUGAUCGAGUGGAGAGUGAGAUUGGAGCUGGAGAUCAGGGUCUGAUGUUUGGAUACGCCACAGACGAGACGGAGGAGUGCAUGCCCCUCACCAUAGUCCUCGCUCACAAGCUCAACGCAAAGAUGGCUGAACUGAGACGGAAUGGGACUGUUCCCUGGCUCCGCCCUGACUCCAAGACACAGGUUACAGUUCAUUACACCCAGGAGAGCGGUGCUGUGAUCCCCAGGAGAGUCCACACAGUGGUGGUCUCAGUGCAGCAUGAUGACAAUGUGAGCCUGGAGGAACAGAAGAGCGUCCUGAUGGAGACGGUCAUCAAAGCUGUGGUUCCUGCAAAAUACCUGGAUGAGAACACCGUGUAUCACCUACAGCCAAGCGGCCGGUUUGUAAUCGGUGGGCCACAGGGUGAUGCCGGAGUAACAGGCAGGAAGAUCAUCGUCGACACGUAUGGUGGUUGGGGGGCACACGGGGGCGGGGCUUUCUCUGGAAAGGACUACACAAAGGUGGACCGCUCCGCUGCCUAUGCUGCACGCUGGGUUGCAAAGUCUCUGGUGAAGGCCAAGCUGUGCAGGAGGGUGCUGGUACAAGUUGCAUAUGCAAUUGGAGUAGCUCAUCCACUGUCCAUCUCCCUUUUCACCUACGGCUCCUCUCCGAAGAGCGAGAAGGAGCUACUGCAGAUCGUUAACAAAAACUUUGACCUCAGGCCAGGUGUUAUUGUCAGAGACCUGGAUCUAAAGAGACCAAUAUACCAGAAGACAGCCUGCUACGGACACUUUGGCAGGAAGGAUUUCCCCUGGGAGGUCCCGAAGAACCUUAACUUAUAGUGUGUAAAUGAGUAUGUGUGUGUGAGAGUGAGGGAGAGGUCUGAUUUAUGGGCGUCUACAUAACUAUCCUUGUGCUCCUGUAAUCCUGUAGCAAAGAGGCAGCUGCAAGUGAUCAUGUGAGGGUAGUAUUAAGAGAUGGUUCAUGAAAGGGUACAAAUCAUUUCUGCUCAUACCAGGCUAGUAGGAGGCGUUAUGAGUUGAAGUGCCUUCUUGACUGAAAAUAGACCCCCUCCAUACGCAACAUGCAGUGUUAAUGGAUGUGAUGAUGAGCUUGAUGUUGCAACUGGAAUGAUUUAACCAAGAAGCCAAAUUUAUGGUUGACCUUUGUAACUGCCACCAAAACCUUCGUCUUUGGCUGCUGCAGUUCCAACAAAGCACCAAAACAAAGACCCCCCACCCCAACAUAUUGAUGUUUUAGUGUUUUUUCCAUGGACAAAUGUUUGGAGGUAUCCUGGCCAGCCAUCCCCAUCAGAAAAUGGGUCUGGUACCCUUCCCAUUCACAGCCAUUACUCACCCGUGUCCAGGGUAGGCGCUAUCCAAUGACACACAGGGGGUUUCUAAGAGCCACGGUUCAAAAUGACCCCGAUGGCUGCAGAAUCACUAACACCACUUUGGAUCAACAAGUUUAACAUCAGAAACCAUUUACUGGUAUUACCACUCCACUGAAAGUCAUUCUGGGUGUUUUUUGUUUGCUGAUAUUAGUGUGGUUGUUGCUCUGCAUCAUUUUUGUUUGCAUGCCUAUCCAGUUCUGUGACCACUGCCUUUGGUCUCCAGGGGGUGGUAGUCAAAUCCAGAGAGGAAAAUAAUAUAGUUGGCUUGCCAAGCCACAUAUGGAGGCCAUUUACAUGACUGCUGAAUUACUGAUCAAUAGUGUUAGACAAAAACUGACCAGAAUCACAUUUAAGUGAAAGACCAAAUCCAAAAGGAUUAACAGCCCAAACACAUUCAGAAAGACAGUGGAUCACUAUAAUGCUUUAGGUCAACUGUUUAUCAUCACUAUGAACUGGGUCAGUAUAAUUCCUGCAGCUGUUAAGGGAUUUAGGCUGGAUUUUAACCAUUAAUGCCAUCUUGGUCUUAUUUUUCUUGCAAUGAAAAUCAAAAACAAAGCUCUAGACCAGUGUCAUCUAUUUCUGUUCUGAGGUUCAGAUUCAAGACCUUCAGAAGUUUAUGUUUGCACCAAAAUAAGCAAUUUUUCUUUCCUAUAGUCAUGUCAGGAUUUCCAGGCAGGGACCAGGAAGUGAGCGCUUCACUAGCAUGAACUUGACACUAGACUACUUUUUGGCUGCGCUUGUUACAGCUCUGCUGGCAAACAUUUUAUAAAACAAACCCCCCCCAAAAAGCCAUCGUGCAACAUUGAUAUAGGGUAUAACACAAUCGGGCAGAGCUACAAACCACCAUAUUAUGAAUCCACUACAUAGAGGGUGAUUAUGGACCCAUAUAAAAGCUAAAAUAAUCCUAAUAUUCAAUCAAAAUAUCCCUUUAAGAUUAAAACAAGUCAAAGUAAUUUCAUACAUGUGAAAAUGUCCAAAUAUGUACUGUAUUUCAGUGUUUGAUCAAACAUGUAAGGGCGUCAAAUUGAGCUCUUAUUUUUAACAUAGUGCAACAUUUUCUUUAGGCUAUAAUGUGAUGUUUUCAUUUUGAAAAAUGCUCCCCAUGGUCACAGGCCUGGUUCUUUAAUCCCUGUAGCC